AUGAUCUCCCAUACGGGAUGGCGAUCCUCGAGUGCCUUUGUUACGUUGGUUGUCUGUGUCGCUAUUUUUACCGACAUUUUCAUCUAUGGACUAAUUGUCCCCGUGCUGCCCUUUGCCCUAAAGGUGCGAAUGGGGAUGCCAGAGAAUGAUAUUCAAUCCUGGGCCUCGACCUUUCUGGCUAUCUAUGGAGCCUCUAUUUUUCUAGGGUCUUUACUCUUCGGCUGGAUAGGCGGCCACUCAAAGACAAGGAAAGGCCCAUUCCUCCUCGGUCUGAUCGUCGUAGGCGGCGCCACUCUCCUAACCGCCCUCACAACAUCCCUCCCUUUAUUUCUUCUAGCCAGAGUGCUCCAGGGAAUCUCCACCUCCAGCAUCUUCACAAUCGGCUACUGCCUCCUCCUCGACACAGUUGGGAGUAAGCAUAUCGGGAGCGCCAUAGGCUUCACAAGCAUGGGCCUAAGUCUAGGGCUCUUCGCCGGUCCCCUCAUCGGCGGUUUCAUCUACGAUAUAGCCGGUUACAUGGCUGUUUUUGCUCCGGCUUUCGCUCUUGUACUCAUCGAGAUUAUCCUCUGUGGACUCCUCAAGCCCCUACCACCCGGAUAUAAACAGAAACACCAUCCAUCGCCUGAACAGUCACCCCUAUUACACCAGCCCCCAGAAGGACAAACACAAUCUUCACCCCCAACCCUUCUCAUCCUCCUCUGCUGUCCCCGCUUCCUAAUCGCCAUGAUAGGCAUGUGCAUGCUAAACACCUUCAUGACAGCCCUCGAGGCCGUCCUCCCAGUUUACCUCCAGGAUCUCUUCAACUACACAUCCAGCCAAAUAGCCAUCGUCUUUCUAUCUUACUCCCUUCCGCUCAUGCUUCUUUCUCCUCUUGCUGGUUACUGCGUGGACCGGAUCGGUCCAUACUGGCCAGCUAUUUCAGGCUUCGCGCUCACUGCACCGAGUAUGAUGCUUCUGGGAAUGAUUCAGGAGAAUACAACUCUGUAUUCAGUGUUGUUACGGUUAUUUUUAUUUCUGUUUGGGUGUGGAGUGUCAUUGGCCAUGCCUGCUCUCAUGACGGAAAUUAGUAUGGCGACUGAGGCGGUUGAAAAGCGUCAUCCUGGGGUUUUCGGUGUCCGGGGUGCGUAUUCGCAGGCGUAUGGGUUGAGUAAUGCUGCUUUUGCGGCUGGGACUCUUGCCGGGCCACUUUAUGCGGGGUAUAUUCGUGAAUGGGGUGGUUGGGUGGCUAUGGCUGUUUCGAUGGGAGUGCUGAGUCUUGCUACGGUGGUUUUGGUGGCUGUUUUUACGGGGAGACGGGGUGGACGUGGGAGGGAGGAUGUUUGA
Molecule: messenger RNA, 1323 nt
Organism: Aspergillus pseudotamarii
Lineage: Eukaryota; Fungi; Ascomycota; Eurotiomycetes; Eurotiales; Aspergillaceae
Product: MFS transporter
Exons: 2
Coding region: 1-1323 (440 amino acids)
Biological process (GO): transmembrane transport
Molecular function (GO): transmembrane transporter activity
Source: RefSeq, a predicted model, not a curated record